GUUUCACAUUUAACCAUUGCUCUGACAGAGGAAGAUAACAUUUCAGCUGACAAGAAAAAUGGCUGUUUGGUUUCCUGCAAGUCAGUUGCUCCUCAUUGCACUGUUAUGUUGGAAUGUCCAUUGCUUCCCUGCUAAAAAAGGCUGGGGCCAGCAUAAUCCUUAUGAGGGCAGUUUCUCUAGCUCAGAGAUGCUUCCUGUCUUCCGUUAUAGUUCAUCCCCAGGGGCCCCAGCACACCCUACCAAUGUGAAUCACCCUGCUGUCUCAUUCCUCCAUGAACCAGUGGAGAGGGGAGUGUAUACUAGUCCUGAAACUGAUCCAGGAAGUUCUAGUGCAACUACAGACACUUCCAGUGGGGCUUCAUGGAUUGUGGCUCCUAGUUGGGGUCCUGUGGAAGAAUCUGUAACUGCCCACAGUGUGUCCAGAACAUCUCAGCCCGGACCUAACAUUGGCCUUCCUCCCCCUCCACCUUUGUAUCAGGCAGGUGAGCUUGAGCACUAUGAAGAGCGCUUCGAGCAUGGCAACAUGGAAAGGGAAACUGAAGAUCUAAACAUUGUGCCACCACCACCACCGGUUCCUCCAUAUCCGGGACCUGACUUCCAAGCUGGUGAGCUGAGUCAUUAUGAAUCCAUUUAUGAGCAUGGAAAUGAGGAGAGGGAAACGGAGGAGGAAGGCUUCAGGCCACUACCUCCCUAUACCUCAUCUGUGAAGAGAGCUGAGGAGUGGCCAGCUGCGUCCACAUCUGACAGCCAUUUGCAGUCAGUUCCACCAGGCCUCGGACGAGUCGGACCAAGCCAGUACUACCCCUUCUUGACUGGUCAGCUCCCUCCUGGCACAGUCUUUCACUCCCAGUCAGACUACGAAACUGGAAGUAACAACUGGGAUGAAGUCCAUUAUGAGAGAUAUCACUUCCCGAUUGCUCUAAGUCCAGUCAUCUCCACUCAGACCCAGGAGGUUCCCAGUGAUGAACUCUGGCAGCUGCCAAAAGGCCAUGCCAAAUCUUGAACAGGACUAUAGGCCUUUCAAACAAGCAGAUCAGGAAAAGGGUAACUGCAGUAGUUCUUGCAGUUUAUUCUAAAAUGUAUAUCUUGG
Molecule: messenger RNA, 1090 nt
Organism: Toxotes jaculatrix (banded archerfish)
Lineage: Eukaryota; Metazoa; Chordata; Actinopteri; Toxotidae
Exons: 3
Coding region: 59-1003 (314 amino acids)
Source: RefSeq, a predicted model, not a curated record